Molecule: messenger RNA, 336 nt
Organism: Akanthomyces muscarius
Lineage: Eukaryota; Fungi; Ascomycota; Sordariomycetes; Hypocreales; Cordycipitaceae
Exons: 3
Coding region: 1-336 (111 amino acids)
Biological process (GO): nucleotide-excision repair, preincision complex assembly; transcription by RNA polymerase II; nucleotide-excision repair
Cellular component (GO): transcription factor TFIIH core complex; transcription factor TFIIH holo complex
Source: RefSeq, a predicted model, not a curated record
AUGCAGCGCCAACUGGAGCCCCUUCGAUUGACACCAGCUGGCACUUCUUCGGCCCUCUGUCCCCGAGCCUCCGAGCCCGCGCCCGUCGCAUAUACACACACUCGCAGAAGCACGACCAUCAUGCCUCGUGCCAUCAGAAGCGUGCUCAUCGAGUGCGACCCCUCCAUCAAGUCCAUCAUUGUCAACAUUGACAGCGAAAAUCACGACUUUAUCAUCGAAGACCUUGACGAGGAACGUGUUGUCGUCAAAGAGAACAUGGUUCCCUUGCUCAAGCAAAAACUCGAAGACCGUCUGAAAGAAAACUUGCCUCCGGUCGACGAGUCUGGCUCUGAAUGA